Molecule: messenger RNA, 1428 nt
Organism: Talaromyces rugulosus
Lineage: Eukaryota; Fungi; Ascomycota; Eurotiomycetes; Eurotiales; Trichocomaceae
Exons: 3
Coding region: 1-1428 (475 amino acids)
Biological process (GO): NAD+ biosynthetic process
Cellular component (GO): cytoplasm
Molecular function (GO): kynureninase activity; pyridoxal phosphate binding
Source: RefSeq, a predicted model, not a curated record
AUGGGGUCGGAGAUUACUGGCAAGAACUUGGGUGACUACAGCAGAGAAUAUGCAGCAGUGUUAGACGAAAAAGAUGAUCUAAAGCAGUUUCGCGAUGAAUUCAUCAUUCCGUCCAAGGAAGAUCUCGCCCGAAAAACACUAGCUACAGACCUAGAAAACGACCAGUCAGACCCACGCUGUCUAUAUCUCUGCGGAAACUCCCUAGGCCUCCAACCUCGGAAUCUUCGCAAAUACGUCGACCAAUAUCUCCGUUCCUGGGCUAUCAAAGGUGUCACCGGCCACUUUGUUUCUCAUGAAGAUGCCUUGCUCCCGCCAUAUCUCCAUAUCGACGGGGCUGGAUCGAAGAUGCUCGCACCGAUUGUGGGAGCUUUACCUAGUGAAGUUGCUCUCAUGGGGACAUUAACUGGUAAUAUACAUAUUCUGCUGAGCAGCUUCUACCGACCAACUACGGAACGAUAUAAAAUUAUUCUCGAGGGCAAGGCUUUUCCCAGUGACCACUACGCUGUCGAAUCUCAAAUCCAGCUCCACAAUUUAGAUCCUGCUACAGCAAUGGUGCUGAUCGAGCCCGAAGAUCCAGCAAACCCUAUAUUGAGCACAGAACAAAUAUUAAAAGUGAUUGAUGACAACGCGUCAAGCACAGCACUGAUUCUCCUUCCCGGAAUCCAGUACUACACCGGUCAAUACUUUGAUAUCAAGAAAAUCACAGCACACGCGCAUUCCAAGGGCAUACUCAUCGGAUGGGACUGUGCACAUGCAGUUGGAAACGUUGAAUUGCAAUUACAUGACUGGGAAGUGGAUUUCGCGGCCUGGUGUCACUACAAAUACGUCAAUAGUGGCCCUGGAGCCAUGGCUGGAUUGUUCGUGCACGAAAAACAUGGAAAAGUCAGUCUGAAAGAGCAGGACGGUCACUACGAUUAUCGCCCUCGACUGACAGGCUGGUGGGGUCAUGAUAAGGAAACCCGGUUUGCUAUGGAUAACAAAUUCGUUCCCCAAGAAGGCGCCGCCGGCUUCCAAAUAUCCAACCCAUCAGCCCUAGACCUCAGCGCCGUGGCAUCAUCUCUUGAAUUAUUCAACAAAGCCACAAUGCCAGCACUACGCAAGAAAUCACUCGCUCUAACCAACUAUCUCGAAUCCCUUCUCCUGGACUCCCCUUCUUCCAAGGAAAACAACGUCAACACACUUUUCACUCUAAUCACUCCGUCAAACCCCGAAGAGCGCGGCGCUCAGAUCAGUAUCCGUCUUGAGCAGGGGCUGCUAGAUACCGUCCUAGAAGUGCUGGAAGAGAAUGGCGUCGUGAUUGACGAGCGGAAGCCGGAUGUUGUCCGUGUUGCCCCUACGCCGUUGUAUAAUACUUUCACCGACGUAUGGGAUUUUUGUCAGAUUUUCUUUCAAGCGUGUAGGAAGGCUGCUGAUGUGGUGGGAAGGUAA